GAAAUGCGUGUCCCCCCGCUGCGGCUCCGGGAGGCGCGGUGGAGACGGGGCUGGCAGUGCCCGGCCGCAGCGCCAGGAGGAGCUGCCGAAGCUGCUCCCGCCUGGCCGGGACGCUCCUCCCGGGCAGGCCCGGCCCCGCGGCGGGCACGGCGGGCUCUGGUGCCGUCCCUCUGCGAUCGUCGCCCCAGCACGGCCGCUGAACCGGCUGCGCCCCAGGCCCGCCUGCCGGCCCCGCGCAGCCCGGAGGCGCAGCCCGCCCCGGCCCUGCCCGGCGGGCGGGAGCAUGGAGCGGUGCGGCGACCGGCAGCAGGAUGUGAGAUACAGUGUUUCUGAGCUAAGGGAGUGGAGACCAGUCAUUUACAGAAAGUGCACAGACACUCCUUGGUUGCUCCUCUUCUUUCUUUUCUGGGCUGGUUUGAUGUUUAUAACUGGCUAUGCUGUGAUGGCUGGUGCUGCAGAAAGGCUUGUGCUUGGAUAUGACAGCUUUGGGAAUAUAUGUGGUAGGAAGAAUACUCCUGUAAAAGGGGCACCCUUUUCUGGACAGGACAUGAGUAAUAAAAAGUAUGUGUUCUUUCUGAAUUCGUGCAGCCUGGAAACGCAAAGCCUCAAAAUCAGUUCAGUUUCCUUGUGUGUGUCUAGUUGUCCACAGGAGCAACUCAACUCUUUGGAAGACCUCCAGAGUUUUGCAAGGAAUAAUGGUUCUUGUCUUUGCAUUUACAACCUGAACAUUUCCAGUUACACACUAAAUCCAAAGGCAGCCGAGCUGUGUCCCACACUGCCAGUUCCACCAAGUAAAUCUUUUCCAUUAUUUAAUCGAUGUGUUCCACAAAAUUCUGAAUGCUAUUCCAAAUACGCAUCUGUCUUAAUAAGUAUGGUUAAUGAAAUGGAUGUUUUUCACCGAAUUCUGAGUGGAAUAUUGGCAGGAAGACAUACUGUGAUAGGACUGAGUUUCCUUGCACUAGCCUUCUCUUUUAUACUCGUUUUAGUCUUCAGAUUCAUUCGAAAUCUUCUGGUCCAUACUUUGAUUGCACUGGUUGUAUUUGGGUUGUUGUUUGUCUCAGGUGUCCUCUGGUGGCUGUAUUAUGACUACAGGAACGAUCCCAGCACUGAACUUGAAACAGAAAAGGAAAAUGUAAAGUUUCUACUUGGAUAUGCUAUCUUCUCAACCAUAGUUACUGUUGUUUUGCUUUCUCUUAUACUUGUACUAAGAAAGAGGCUUCAGUUCACUGUACAGCUGUUCCGGAUUGUUGGUAAAAUCAUAGGCAGAAUUUCUUUCCUCCUGUUCCAACCACUCUGGACCUUUCUGAUUCUUAUUGUGUUCUGGAUAUUUUGGGUUGCUGUACUACUCAGCUUAGGAACUGCAGGUACUGCGCAGGCUACUUCAGGAGGACACGUAGAAUACAGAGCUCUGUCUGGAAUUUCCUACAUGGCAUGGUAUCAUUUCAUUGGCCUCAUCUGGACUAGUGAAUUCAUUCUUGCCUGUCAGCAAAUAACAAUUGCAGGGGCAGUGGUUACAUGUUACUUCAACAGAAAUAAAAAAAGCCCACCACGUCAUCCAGUCCUGUCUUCCAUAUCAGUUCUUUUCUGCUAUCAUCUAGGAACUGCUGUGAAAGGCUCAUUUCUAAUCACAAUGCUGAGAAUACCAAGGAUUGUUCUCUCUUACCUUUAUAAUAUCCUAAACCAAAAGGAGAGUACAUGUGCAAAAUGCCUGUUCAAGUGCUGUUUCUGCUGGUUUUGGUGCCAUGAAAAUUGCUUAAGAUACUUUAAACAGCAUGCAUACAUAACAACAGUCAUAAAUGGGACAAAUUUUUGUACAUCAGCAAAAGAUGCUGUCUUUAUUUUGUCAAAGAAUUCUGCUCGACUUGCAUCCAUUAGCUGUUUUGGAGAUUUCAUCCUAUUUCUAGGAAAGGUGUUUGUUGUAUGUUUUACUGUUUUUGGAGGCUUGAUGGCUUUUAACUACCAUCGGGAGUUGCAAACUUGGGUAGUUCCUCUGUUGCUUGUUGGAUUUUUUGCCUACCUUAUGUCCCACUGCUUUCUGUCUGUGUUUGAAGUGACAGCGGAUGCCAUGUUCCUUUGCUUUGCUAUCGAUAUGGAAACAAAUGAUGGAUCUUCAGAGAAGCCAUACUUCGUGGAUCAGGAACUGCUGACUUUUGUGAGUCAGAGUAACAAGUUAACAGAUGGGCAAAAACACAGAAGCACGAGAUCUUUCCAGGACAAUGAAGAUGGGACAGAGCUCCAACCUAUGGAAACCCUCUGCUGGUGCACAAUGGACAGAGCGGAUCAUGUAUUUGUUCUCAUCCUUCUUUCCAUUCCCCAGUGUGCCCAGCAAAGGAGAAGAAAGAUCAGACAAUGGCAAAGGGGUGGGAGAUAAAGCCUACUCAGAUAGUUCUUCACAUGUCUGCUGCAGCAAAGUCAGAACAGUGGUAGGCUACUUGGUUCCACGCUGAAACUCCCACAGUUCCAGAGGUAUAAGAUCAGAGCUUAGAGGCGUCUCCACCCUUUUUAUAUUUUCUUUCUUCUUUUUUCUUUCUUCUUUUUCUUUCUUCGUUUUCCUUCUUCAUUUUCCUUUUUCAUUUUCCUUCUUUGUUUUCCUUCUUCGUUUUCUUUCUUCAUUUUCUUUCUUCUUUUUUUCCUUUUCCUUUCUUUCCUUUCUGUCUUUUCUAUCACUGCAUGUAUUUCUUUACUCUGUUUUAUGCUGGGGUAAAAAAAGCUGAGGUGUCAGAAGGGAGUGUUCCCCCACACCCAGGCUAGGAAAGUCCUGAGAAUAAAUGCUCACUGACAGCUGAAAAAAUAUUGCAAAUUGCCCAACCUGAGAAGCAAGUUCAGAAUCUGGGCUGAUUUUCCCCCAGCACCAGGGGGCAAGACAGGGCUGCCAGAAAAAUAUUCUGCAGCAACAGCUACUCUGGCACCUACUGCUGCUGCACACACUACUACUAGUGUCUUCUGUCCUCGGAGGACUUCUUACACCAGUGUAACAUAUGUCUGUGAUUCUUCUUGAUCUGCUUUCCAGAGAUACCAGACUCUAGUGAACUUCCAUGCAAUCUUGUGGGCUUUCUGCUAUAGGCAGUUGGGCUACAGAGCACUGCUUGUUUAUUGCUACAGUGAGGGAGUUGGGCUUGAUUUUUGUUCGUUUGUGUCUGUUAUUGAACUCAUUUUUUGCUGAGCACACAGGGUGGGAGCAUGGUGGUAGUGGUGGUGGGAGGUGUGUUAUUCCCUGUGAGAGGACUGUGGAUUUGAGACACAAAAGAAUCUUAAUUAUUUUCCCAGCUUCCUCUUAUGACAUUAAAAUGCAGUACCAGGACUAAGUGCUACACAUUAUUUGACUCCUUUUUUUUCCUCU
Messenger RNA from Apus apus (common swift), 3340 nucleotides. It is a transcript of the gene SLC44A3, whose product is annotated as solute carrier family 44 member 3. The transcript has 16 exons. Gene Ontology annotation, cellular component: membrane. Lineage: Eukaryota; Metazoa; Chordata; Aves; Apodiformes; Apodidae. Gene Ontology annotation, biological process: transmembrane transport. Bases 284 to 2371 code for a protein of 695 amino acids. The record is from RefSeq and is a predicted model, not a curated record. Gene Ontology annotation, molecular function: transmembrane transporter activity.